AAUCACUAGGCUUAUCAGAGCUAUAUUCUUAUGCAAUCGAGCAAGACCAUUCUCCAUCACUUGAAGAGACUUCCCAAGACAAACGUCAGAGUCCUCAAAAGGCCAGCAACUCUAUCUACUCCAAGACGCUUCCAUAACAUGGCACUCUUCCCUCGUCUCUCUGCAGGUGAUUUCACCCCACUUUUCCACCUCUUGGACGAUUACGACCACCACCGAUCUUCCACCGCACGCAAAGCCAACGCCUCUUCAUUCCGAUCUUUUUCCCCAAGCUUUGACGUCCGUGAAGUUGACAACUUAUACCUCCUUGAUGGCGAGCUUCCCGGUGUAAAACAGAAAGACAUUGAGAUUGAAUUCGCCGAUGAACAUACAUUGGUGAUCAAGGGCCGCUCUCACCGUGACUACACUGAGACAAAUGAAAAUGAGGUGGCAGACGAGACCGAAUCUACCAAGAGCUCUCACCAGCCUACCGUCGAAGACGAAGAUGCAUCCACUCCUUCAUCACUAGCCGAGACGCCGGCUGAAUCUACAGCUGUUAUCAAGCAAAACUCGAAUUCGAAGGCUGUUGACAAGAAACCUGCCUACAAAUACUGGGUCACCGAGCGCUCGGUCGGAGAGUUUCGACGUUCCUUUUCCUUCCCGGCCCGCGUGAACCAAGAUGCGGUACGGGCUAGCUUGAAAGACGGAAUCUUGCACAUCGUUGUCCCAAAGGCGGCUGCUCCCACGUUGAAGAAAAUCCAAAUCGAAUGAGCGACACCGUUUCUUCUUCACCUUGCCGAUGCAAAUGACGACAUCUGUUUUCAUCUUUUUUAAUGUGAUUGUGUGACGGGCACCUUCUGACCCGGCCCUGGGGCUUGAUGUGACUCUACUUGGGACUCGUAGCUGGCGUUUUCGAUUUCUCUUUGUUUGGUCAAAUGUAUCAUUACUAUGGAUUAGCACUACUAAUUGCCACACUGUUGCUUUGUCAUUAGUACAGAGUAGUGUGUUGAAUUAAUAUCAUAUAUUUAAAGGC
Messenger RNA from Coccidioides posadasii C735 delta SOWgp, 1009 nucleotides. RefSeq lists its product as uncharacterized. Gene Ontology annotation, biological process: response to heat; response to hydrogen peroxide; protein folding. The record is from RefSeq and is a predicted model, not a curated record. NCBI's taxonomy places the organism in Eukaryota, Fungi, Ascomycota, Eurotiomycetes, Onygenales, Onygenaceae.